CACGUUAGCGAGGAUCAGUCUGCGCUAAAACGGAGAAACUGAUGAGAGAGAGGCGGACACUUCAAAGCCCAACCUCCCCAACUGCGCUUAAACCAAACCCAUACCCAUCAUUUUCUCCUCCUCAUUUCUUCUUCGCCUCUUCGUUUUCCUCAUAUUCUCUCUCUCUCAAAUCUCUGCUUCGUCAAAUCCCAAAAUCAUCUCUCAAUCCGCAUCUUGUUCGAGCUUAUUUGCCUCUCUCUCUCUCUCUCUCUCUCUCUCUCUCUCUCUCUCUCUCUCUCCAUGGAGUCCUCCGCUGUUCUCCGAUCCUUUCAAUUGGACACUAUUUCACGUACAAAGUCUUUCCUUGAGAAGCCUGGUAUGGUUCCUGUGUAUAAUGCUAGGCAGCUUAACGCAAACAGAUCUUGCAUCCCAAGUUUGACUGCCAGUGGGAGGUUAAUCAAUUCUCCGAGAAAGCAGAAGGGAUUCCGAGUUUCAUGUGUAAAGACAUCUGAAGCUAAGGAGACAGCUAAGUCGAAUGAUUGUGUUCCACAAAGCUCAUUGGAGAAAACUCCACGAAGUGCAAUUUUUCCCAACGGAUUUGAGGCUUUGAUGCUAGAGGUCUGCGAUGAGACAGAGAUUGCUGAACUUAAGUUAAAGGUUGGAGAUUUUGAAAUGCACUUGAAGCGGAACAUUGGAGCCACAGUAGCUCCAUUGUCCCAUAUAUCACCAACAUCACCACCGCCUAUUCCAUCUAAACCCAUGGUUGAAUCUGCUCCUGCUGCACCACCACCAUCACCACCCAAAACUUCUUCCCAAACUACCAGUCCAUUUACAAAUGUCUCCAUGGUGAAAACAUCAAAAUUAGCAGCCUUGGAGGCUUCUGGAUCUAAUGCAUAUGUGCUUGUGUCUUCUCCAACGGUUGGCUCAUUCCGAAGGGGAAGGACUGUGAAAGGAAAGAAGCAACCGCCUAUAUGUAAAGAGGGAGAUGUAAUUAAAGAGGGACAAGUUAUUGGAUACGUGGAUCAGUUUGGCACCGAACUUCCAGUGAAGUCGGACAUCGGCGGAGAAGUAUUGAAGGUCCUCUUUACUGAAGGAGAAGCUGUUGGUUACGGAGACCCACUUAUUGCUGUUUUGCCAUCGUUUCACGGUAUCAAGUGAGGUUUUCCUUUAUGGCAAAUUCCUGCUAAUUUCAGUUGGAGAUCGCCAAGGUUUUUCAUUAAUUCCCUGAGUUUUAAAAGGAAUUCCAUCUCUUUUUUUUUAUCUAUUAAGCUGGUGGCGUUAUGAGACUCGGAUGUAGUUGGUGAUUUUGUAAUUGAUGUUUCUGGUCGGUUAAAAUCAA
Molecule: messenger RNA, 1318 nt
Organism: Morus notabilis
Lineage: Eukaryota; Viridiplantae; Streptophyta; Magnoliopsida; Rosales; Moraceae
Product: biotin carboxyl carrier protein of acetyl-CoA carboxylase
Exons: 9
Coding region: 280-1137 (285 amino acids)
Source: RefSeq, a predicted model, not a curated record